Eruca vesicaria subsp. sativa (arugula) is the source of this 564-nucleotide messenger RNA. The record is from the annotation of a GenBank genome assembly. NCBI's taxonomy places the organism in Eukaryota, Viridiplantae, Streptophyta, Magnoliopsida, Brassicales, Brassicaceae.
AUGGACGUUUUUAAUGGACUUCCAAAUGCUAUCAUUGUUGAUAUCUUGAACAAAUUCCCUCUCAAAGCGAUUCAACUCACUCGUCCUCAUCCUCCAACUCGAGCAUGUCAUCACCACCAAGUCACAACCUGGUUCUCCUGUCGGCAACAUAUUUUCAUAUCCUUAUUGGACUCAUCUCACGGUUAUCAAUCUCGAUUCUCUAGACCAAUCACAUUCAAGAAUCUUUCUCCGAGUAUCCUAUCCAAGACUUUAUCCCUGUUUGACCGGAUCAAGAAGCUUGAAGUCGUGCUUCCCGGCAACGACGCAAGCCUCGGCCUCGAGAAAGGUGCCGCCGUCAAGUGGAGAGCAGAGUGCGGUAAAACUCUCGAGACCGACGCCGAGUUGGAGACUGAGCUGAAAACGCGCAUGGAUUGGACGAUAAGCGCGUUGAUGGCUAUGUCGACACGUCAUUUCUUGAUGAGCGAGGUCUUGAAGGAGCAUGAAGAGAUGGAGAGUUUGGUGAUUCAUGACAAAGAAGGAGAAGGGACGGUGGUUAUGGGAUUAGAGGGGCUGAGAGAGUUUUGA